Messenger RNA from Entrophospora candida, 266 nucleotides. The record is from the annotation of a GenBank genome assembly. Lineage: Eukaryota; Fungi; Glomeromycota; Glomeromycetes; Entrophosporales; Entrophosporaceae.
GUGAACGUGAAGCAAUAAUCAAAGGAACUCCAAGAAAAUAUGCAGAAAUAUAUACAGCAUGUUGGCAAGGAAACCCAGAUCUCCGUCCAUAUAUUCAUCAAGUUAUGCAAGACUUGCACAAAGUAGAUAUAACUGACACUAUUGAAGAUAUUGCUAUUUCAACAGAUCAAACUAUUAAUGAGCUACAAAAUGACGAUUCAUUACAUUCAAAUGAACUUCCAUUAUCAGCGCGAAUUAAUAGUUUAAACAACCAUUUAAAUGAUUAA